This is a messenger RNA of Acanthaster planci (crown-of-thorns starfish), 7382 nucleotides long. It is a transcript of the gene rab27a, whose product is annotated as RAB27A, member RAS oncogene family. Gene Ontology annotation, molecular function: GTP binding; GTPase activity. The record is from RefSeq and is a predicted model, not a curated record. NCBI's taxonomy places the organism in Eukaryota, Metazoa, Echinodermata, Asteroidea, Valvatida, Acanthasteridae.
UAGUCUUGUGUAUCUUUCAAUUUUACCGUGCUCGGUCUGUUUUGUUGAGAAGAGGAGCCAAGCCAGAUUUGACAUGUGAUACUUCAUACGUUGUGCGUAGAAUUCACAUACAGUAGAAUCUAGUACACAUUGAGUGUGUGACAUGGCCAGUGGACAGAUUGAAUCAGUCUUGUUUUCCAGUCUCGGAUGAUCAACUUCCCGAAGCAAGUACCUGCUCCUGAACAUAGGCACCAUUGUAUGGACUAGCUGCUGCCCGAAUUCAUUGCUCAGAUCACAAGUCCAAUCCUUGCAAACUCUGGAUCUCUCAGCUGUAGCAACCACACACCCCCUCCCUUCUCCCUUCCCAUCCAUGGGUGACUCCACAACGGUGUCCCCAUCGUCCAACACGAUGGGCAGCGAGUACGAUUACCUCAUCAAGUUCCUGGCGCUGGGCGACUCCGGGGUGGGCAAGACUAGCUUUCUCUACCAGUACACAGACGGCACCUUCAACUCCAAGUUCAUCUCCACCGUGGGAAUCGACUUCAGGGAAAAGCGCGUGAUGCACAGGCCCAAAGGUGUCGCAGACAACAUGAGCAGAGGGCAGCGCGUGCACCUGCAGUUGUGGGACACGGCCGGCCAAGAAAGGUUUCGAAGCCUAACAACUGCGUUCUUCCGCGACGCCAUGGGUUUCCUCCUCCUGUUUGACCUCACUAAUGAGCAGUCCUUCAUCAACAUCCGCAACUGGAUGACACAGCUGCAGAUGCACGCCUACUGUGAGAACCCUGACAUUGUGCUAUGCGGCAACAAGUCGGACCUGGAGGAGAAUCGAGCCAUCUCGGAUGAGAGAGCCAAGGAAAUGGCAGAAAAGUACGGGUUGCCUUACUUCGAGACGAGUGCCAAGACGGGCAACAAUAUCAGUAAAGCCAUCGAGUGCCUGCUGGACAACGUCAUGCUGCGCAUGGAGCGCAGCGUGGACAAGAGCCAGUUCCCUGGUGCGGUGGUCGCCCACGGCAACGGCCGCGGCCUGCCCAUGGAGGUAGACGAGGCGAGCGAGGGGAAGAGCGGCUGCGCUUGUUAGGUACGUGCACCGGGUACAGGCUGAGCUCAUGUUUUUGACGCAUUUCGGGGAGCAGAAAAGCUAAUGGAAGUGUUUGAUUGUGGAACCAUGUUGGGGUCAUGUUUUUCUCUUAUGUUUGGACAACUAGUGCAUCUCUCCCAGCCCAGUGAAUGGUUCACAUUUAUUUUCUUUGUCUUCGCUGAUGCCUGAGAGCCAGUCAGGUUGCUCUUCCCACUGAUAGAUUAUCCUGAAUGAUUAGCAGUGUGUUGUUUUUCACAGCACGAAACAUUUAGACUGAAUAGUUCUUCAGCACAACUUCACUGGUCUAAAUUUCUUGGAUACACAUUAUCACAAUGAAAGCCAACCUUAAACUCUUGUCAGUUAGAUAUUAUGUUAACCUACUGUAAAAAAAAUAACAUAGAAUAUAGCCUACGGUACAUACAUGUACUGUACAUGUAUAUUCCGGUAGUGGCUGUAGAAGAGAAUUUAUUCACUUAGGGUUAGAAAGGGAGCAAAUUUGUGUAAAUAUGUCUUUGGAAUGUUUGGCCUAGUCAGUAAGAUAAGGUUUUCAGUUUAUACACUGUACCACCGAAAAAAUUCUCUUCUCGCAAACGAAAAGACCUCUAGCGCUUUGAUGUCGCGCGAACAAGGGCUUUUACAAAGGACAUGAACACAAGAGCUCGGUAGUGUCUGUGCAGUGCUGGAAGGGAGCUGAAGAGCAUGUCAUCACCCACUGUCAUUUGAAACAUAGCGCUGCAGUCCUAGCCAUUUUUUUUUUGCACCUGUUGGUCAUGGCAUCCGUAGUCGCACCAAAGGUAUUCCUGCAGUAUACAGCAUAGGGAUAUAAUCCACCAUGCCACUAUUGUUAUUUAAGACUACUUAUUUGAAGCAUGUGGAAGUCCUUUGACGAGCUAGAGAUCCUGCUUUACACGUGUAUGCAGUGGAUGAUGUAGGGUUUAAUUCAAUCCAGUUCAGUUCAAGAGACAUAUAUUUCCAUUCCUUGCAGCAGUAAAUUUAAAUGCACAGUACGGUGAAAAGAUGACCAAGGCAAGAACCAAGCAGGAGUAGGGUUCCUAGGUCUCAUAUAGGCUUACAUGUAUACACACGUGGCAAUUUGUGAUGAGAUAUUAUUAGUUAUCACAUGGGUGCGAGUGGAACACGGAAUAAUGUAGUAAGUCUGUGUCGGCCAUGUGGGACACAAAAGAUCUCAUAAGGCGCACAGCAAAAAACAGUAACAAUGAUGUACCACAAUUCUGCAAUUUUAUCAAGGGAGCAUUGGAAUUAUUUGUGUUUGAACUUGUUUCAAUAACAACAAUAGCUACAGGGCUUACAAGGAAAUUGUUAGAAUUGAACGUGCAUUUAAACACGUGACGAUUAGCACAUGCAAACACAUUACUUUUGAAUUUACAAUCAUGCAGAUGUGUGUUUGCUUUUAGCGUAAAAAUAGCGCAGUGCAUCGAGUUAGAACAGUGUAUUAUGUACAGUAGGUACAUGUACAUAUGAUCUGAACCGUGCAAUACGGUUGUAUACUAGCAUCACACUGUUUGUUGCAAUGGAUCGACCAAUCAGAACUGAGAAUUCAAGUUUGCCUGAAGAUCAUACGGCAGUAGAUGUCAAUGCUGUGGAGGAACUGUAGCAUACAGUACAUGUUGGAGUGUGCCACACAUCUUUAGUUAAAUGUUACUGUAAACAGCCUGAAGUGCAUCGCAUUAUUUUGUUAAAGUUUGAAAUAAGGUGCACUUUCUUGUUUAGACUAUUUUUUGAGACAGAAUGUAGCAUAGUGGGUCAAAAGACAGUGCCAUUCUGACCAGAUGGAUGGAACUAGAUAUUUACAAAAGACAGCCUUUGACAAAUCCCUAUUUUCUGCUUAACUCCUUUUUUUUUGAAGGUGUGCAUAGUAUAGUUAUACGUAGGUGUACAGAGUUAGAGCUGGCCAGUAUAUGCCUUAUAUUGCCUGACUGGAUUAAACAAACAAAUGAAGGGGCGAAAAGACUUGGCCGAGUUCAAAAGAAGUAUUUUUAGGACAAAACAAAUUAAUUUGGUUAAAAAAUAUAUGUUUUAUAGUCGACCUUGCAAUGUGUUACUGUGCAACAUUUCAGUUAAUUACAUGUAGUCUGUUUGGAAUGUAUGCUUUUUGUGUUGCUGGCACAUGUAGCUUUACAUUUUUGGGUUGCAUUUGCAACUUGCCAAAAAAUAGCAAUGCAUGCUUUGAGCCAUUGUGAAACGCCUUAUCAAGUUAAGAAUGAAUUUGUACACAAAAUUGGGCCAUCAAAAUUAAAGGUUUGGUUCAAUCAACUCAACUGGGAACCCUUGUCUCAUAAUUAAAAUUCCCUAGCAAUGGUAGCAGAACACCUUUUAGUGAUCUCAUUUAUUUUAAAUCACAGACAUGAAAUCUCAAAAAUCACAAAUCAGUCUUGUGAUUUCUGUGUUCCAGUGUUAUUAAUUUUCCCACCAAAUAUGCAGAUUUACUGUAGUUUUCAUUUUCUACCAUGUCUACUUUGCAAUUUGCUCUGUUUUCUAGUCUUGAUUCAAGGACAGAACAUGAACAUAGGUGUACAUUGUAGCUUGCUAAAGGAGCAAAGAAAAGAAUUUUUUUCAGAAACAACCACGUUACAUAAUUUCUCCAUUGUCAUGACAUUUUUAGAAGAGUGGGAUGUUCUUUCCAAGUGCUCGCCUGUACAUAGUUGGCCAACUUUCGUCAAGUAAUAGCAGUGUUUUUUGUACCAAUGGCACGCCAUACCAAGUAAAUCGGUGUGCUGACAGGAAAUGCCUCCUUGCUUUAUUAUCCCUUCCUCAGUGUAGUUGGUAACAUUUAGUGCACUCGGGCUGCUUGCAAAUAAACUUGUUCAGUCCAGCAGUAGUCUGUUGUGCGGGAACUCGAGCGAAUUCGGGCGAAUUACUCUUUUCAGUGAGAUUGUGACAAUAUACAAAUUUGUACAUGUAUUAUUAUUAAGAAGCCAACAAUAUACAGGGAAAGGGGAAAUGUUCUUCAUGGUGUGAGAAUCUCCAUAAUUUAAAACCUGUUUUCUCAAAGCGGUAUUCAAUAUAAUCAUUCCUCUUCAUUCCUGUUGAUUUGAAAAAAAUUACCAGUAACAGUAGAUAUGUUUAUUUAUUUAUUUAAAUCUUCAGUGGUACAACUUGCUGGUCUUUCUGUAUAUUUUUUCACAAGUGCAAAUUUAUGGUCGGUAUUCUUGAUUUUCUAUUGCAAAAAUUCCAAUUCUUUCAUUGACUCUGGUGUAAUAUUUAAUUGGAUGUCGGUAUAAAGUAUCAAGAACAUGUGACCAUUUUUCUCAUUAGGAAAAUAAUGGUUACAACAUACACUUUUUCUGAAAGAAAAUUGAACAUUGUAAUUUGAUUGCCAUAACAGUAGAGUGCUUGUCGCAUGAAAAUAUUUUCAUGAGCAUUUGCAAUUUCUUGUUUAAUGCUGGUUAGACUUGUUUUAAAAAUGAUGUGGCAUGCUUGAUUGUACUUCCAUUUCCAGGAGGCUUGCAUCAAAAUGUUUUCUUUGGUCGUUUGAAAUAAUUUAUAAUUUAUCUGUGUUGACCCAGAUGGCAUGACAUUUGUGUACCCAAAUUGAAAUGAACUAGAAGCAACCAUAGGGACACGAAAUUGUUUUCCUUCAGGAAAGGUGUAUACGCAUCUGAAUACGAUGCCCCUAAUCAACUCCCAAUUCUGAUCUGUAAGUUGUACCUGGCACAACUCAAGAUUAAGAAUAACCAUAGGUCAUGGCAGAAUCAACUCUUCCCAACAGCUCAGCAAACAUUGUAUGCUUACAUGUAGGCACACGUAGUUACAUCUCUUAAAUAUUCUUGCAUGUUUUCUGAUAUCUCCCUCCCCCCUUUUGUAAAGGGUACCAUAGCCAUUAUGGGGAGCAGUUGCCCUAACAAGACGGCUUCUCCCAAGUUCAUUGUUACAUGUUUAAAUGUUUUCUUUGCACAAUGUAAUUGUGUUCACAUGAACCAUCUAUACUCUGUUUUAACAUUGCUUAAAACAUGUAAAAGUUCCCUAACACAUUCCUUUAAUCAGUUGCACUGAUUUAUUUUCUUGGGGGGAGGGGUAUCUGACAGCAGCAAUUCAACCUUUUACAUUCAUGUUUGAAUUUCAUGUCUCCCUUAGAAGCUAGAAUCUGUUAAAAAAUGCUGGUAUUUUACCUUGCAUGUACAGGGUUGACUAAUUUAUGUAUUCAAAACUUUUUCUUAAGUUUUCUUAAGGAAGGAACGUUGCAGCCACUAAUAUUAUUUAAAUCAGCAAAAAAAGUUUGAGAAAUAUAAAAAAAAUUCUGCUUUGAGCAGACAGAUAUACGUAUCCAUGCUAAUGUUUAGGCAGGAAAUUAUGUAUAGUAGUUUCAACUCGUGCUUUUUUGCAUCCACCAGAAGUUGUGAUAAUUCCAGACCAGUGCAUGGAUCCUCCAUGCCAUCCUAGAAUGUCACAAUUUAAGCUACCAGUGUGUAUGGAGGGCUCACAUGGCCGCCAUCUUAAAGGCCAGUGCUUCUGUUCCACAGGGUAUAUGUACAAAGGAGGUUUCCUUGUGGUACAAAAGAGCUGCCCGACAAGAUGGCUACCGCACAAAAUUUCUGUUGUCUUGAUUGAUUGAAAAGGUCAUUGUUGUCAAUUUAGAACCCUGUGGAAAUUAAUAUUUGUGUACUACAUGCACGGGUAUUGUGCCGUAAGCGGUAUUAACAUGCCCUCUUGUACUUUAUUUCACAUCUUGAUUGUAACAGUACUUUUUGCUUGCAUUUGUCUUCGUACCAAAGAAGCCUGUUUACACACAUGUGAUAAUGUACAUACAAAGUUUCUGUUAGAAAAUUUGUCAGGGUACACGUAUCAGAUUCAUUUGAUCUACGCAAUGUUACUUUCUUAGGUUUUUGAAUGACAUGCCCGAGUAGGAGCCUGCCUGAAUGAGAAACUUUGGUCUUCUUCCAUGUUGUUUAGGGAUUCGUCAAACCUUUGUUGGUAGCAGGGUGACACUGUAAAUUUCAGCUCCAAAUUGUUAAAUGCUUCUUACAGAGAUAAGUCUUUUUUUCUGUUUUUAAAACUCUUUUUGAAAUUGGCUUUACUCCAAUUAAGUGUCUGCUUAAAUUUGACUAACCAUAAGGAAAUACGCCUUCCGUUUCUUGAAUUACAUUUUUAAGUUGAUUUUUAUCAGAUUAAAACAUGGAACUGUAUUAAAAUGUGUCGGUUGAUUCACUUUCAGUAAUAUGAGAUAAUCCAGUGAAGUAUUCAUUGUAAAAUGUUAAAAGACUCAUUUCAUAAGACUGUAUGUGUAACUUCUGAUAACUCUUUUAUUUUGCGACACUUCUCCGGAAAGAGGUGAUUAGUUUUCAUAAAAUGGGUCCCUUUUCAGAUGAAAGUCUAAAAGCAACUUUAAACUCAAAAUCGUCAGAUUUUAAAAAUUAACUCACCGAUUAACUCACAUUAUUAUUGCAAGAACAUUAUCAUCUCAAAACUUGGUGUAUUUUUUACUUUUCUGCCGUUGUCGGGGGACAGGUCACGAUGAGUGAAAGUUAGUAUUGUAAAAGAAACACGUGAUGUAGGGUUUUUAAUUAUUAAUCAAUGAAGAGCAGCGGGAAUUCAGUGGUAUGGGAAGGGUACUUAGGACUUACAAUGUGUGCAGGUGGAGGAAUAGGCUGACGUUCAGGUUUAAGUGCUUGUGUUAAAUGGUAAGCCAAGAUUAAAUUGAGAAAAGAACCAAGGUCUGCAUUUUGUGUCACUGGCUUCAUGGGGCACAAUAUUAGUACUGCUGUGUGCUUGUAGCUGCUUGACAAAAUUAGCACCCGCACCCCUUGUGGCCAAUGUAUGUAAACGGACGAGUUCAUUAAGCAUAUCAGCUAUACCUUAAUUAAAAUUUAAGAAACCCGUUGAUGGAUAAUUAAUUAAUGUCUGUUUAUGCAAAGUUAGAGCUUUUGUGGCGAUGUGUAAUGCACUAGAAAUACAAAAGCAUGAUUUAUUUUUCAAACUUAUUUGAGAGUUAUUUUUCUGAAUAUAUUGGCUACUGUACAAAAUGGGGUAAAAUAAAAAAAAAGCCAAAUAUUGAACUGUGUUAAUUUGCCGCCUUGUGAUAUGCAUGCAUAUAUAAUUAACCAAUGUGUAAAUAAUGUAAUUCUAAAUUAUAAAAUAGUACUGAGUAAAUUAGCCAUGGAACUCUUCAUCAUUGAAUGUCACAUGUCAAGGAUAACUUCAUUUCUACAAUAUUGUAAGUUAUUACAAUAUUGUAAUAACUCCACUGUGGAACUACAACUUUUCUAUAAGCACUGUAACUGAGAUACAAAGGUGUACUUUUCGGGUUUGAAACCUAACACAAUAGAACAUGUAAAAUAAAGGUUCAGAGGAAUACUUAUUAAAACUA